UCCCAAAGUGUCAAAGAGGUUCAUUCUGAAUGUAUGUUUUCGGAUACAUUGUUGCACGCGAUCAACGAAGCAAGAAAUUGUAACAUUCUUCUGUGACCAGUGAUAGUUUCGCAAUCUGUUAUUAUGUCAGAAUCGAUCAAGAAUAUUGCAAUAUUUGGGGCCACGGGAAUGACCGGACUGGUGACCUUACCGCUGGCUGUUGCAGCGGGUAAGCAACGUUUCUAAAUUACAUAAUGUAUUAAUUAUUGUAGGAGAUGAUAGGUUAUUUCCACAAUCCCUUAUAUAGCGUUUGCUGUCUAGCCAAGUCCAAAAGUGAUCUGAGUGUUCUGCCUUGUUCCUAAACUAUGCUGAACGUUAUUCAUCUGAUUUCCUAUGCAAUGCUAUUGGACAGCAGACAUCUGUCAUUAGCAUAUGCUAUGCUAAUGUAAUUGGAAGUAUCAAUGGUCAUCUGGGCUAUUUGCCACUGCCUUACUCUGGGGGAAAAAUAUAUAUAUAUAUUCUAUUAUUUCAUUCUAUAUUGUGUUAUUUUAUAUUAUAUUCCAAUCUGAUCUGUUCUAUGCUAUUAAUUACGUCGUUUCAAAAUAAUAGCCUAAUAAUGUAACCCAAUUGUCAAUUUAUAAAAUACACACUCAAUCACAUGUGGCAAACGUGCUAAAAGAAGCAUAUAUCAUUUGGCUUAUUUGAUUCACAAGCGUUUUCGUUUCCUUGCUCUGAGAUCACGAGACAAAAGUGUUGUGUUGAGUCAUGCAAGUCGUUAUAGGGUUCUGCUGACUCAUGAUUGUGAUGAGUGCAUUGCAGUGCACAGCAGAUACGCGAUAAAAUCCGCUGUCUGCUUAUCCAGAACACUGGGAUGGCCUCAUCAAUUCGACCCACGGCCAUACCCUAGAAUUGAGAUCCAUUCAUAAAAAACGAACCUAUUGCCUACAUUACAUAUUCCUCUCAUCUUCAUAUUCCCAUCAGACUCAAAUCCCUCUGGAUUAGUGGGAGAUGAUAAGAUGAGUCAAUAAAUUCAUAAUGCUUCUUUGUUCAUCAUUGUCCACAGGUUACAACGUGACAGUGCUGGUGAGGGACCCUGUCAGGCUGCCUGCAGAACACAAAGCCUGCAGGGUGGUGGUGGGAGAUGUCCUCAAUAAGGAGGAUGUGAAGAAGACCAUGCAGGGUCAGGAUGCUGUUAUCAUCAUUCUGGGCACCAGGAGUGAUCUCCGUAAGUUUAGGCAAUCUUUCAUUAGUAGGCUAUAAGAAUUUCAAAUCAAAUCAAAUCAAAUCAAAUUUUAUUGGCCACAUGCGCCGAAAACAACAGGUGCAGACAUUACAGUGAAAUGCUUACUUACAGCCCUUAACCAACAGUGCAUUUAUUUUUAACAAAACAAGUAAAAAUAAAACAACAACAAAAAAAGUGUUGAGAAAAAAAGAGCAGAAGUAAAAUAAAAUAACAGUAGGGAGGCUAUAUAUACAGGGGGGUACCGGUGCAGAGUCAAUGUGCGGGGGCACCGGCUAGUUGAGGUAGUUAAAGUAAUAUGUACAUGUGGGUAGAGUUAAAGUGACUAUGCAUAAAUAAUUAACAGAGUAGCAGCAGCGUAAAAGGAUGGGGUGAGGGGGCAGUGCAAAUAGUCUGGGUAGCCAUGAUUAGCUGUUCAGGAGUCUUAUGGCUUGGGGGUAGAAGCUGUUGAGAAGUCUUUUGGACCUAGACUUGGCACUCCGGUACCGCUUGCCGUGCGGUAGCAGAGAGAACAGUCUAUGACUAGGGUGGCUGGAGUCUUUGACAAUUUUGAGGGCCUUCCUCUGAAACCGCCUGGUAUAGAGGUCCUGGAUGGCAGGAAGCUUGGCCCCAGUGAUGUACUGGGCCAUACGCACUACCCUCUGUAGUGCCUUGCGGUCGGAGGCCAAGCAGUUGCCAUACCAGGCGGUGAUGCAACCAGUCAGGAUGCUCUCGAUGGUGCAGCUGUAUAAUUUUUUGAGGAUCUACAUUUUAAGUUAGUAAAAAGAUAUGUGCAGUUGUGUGAAUAAAACCAAGUUAUAACAGAUACGUUAUACAAGCUGAAAUCAAUCUCGAAGUGCAAAUCAAAUGGAAGUGUUCAGGAGUCUCAUUAAAACAUGUUUUCUGCUCUGAGUUAAAAUAUGUUUUGUAAUAAUGUUCAGGGUGAGUUGCAGUAACUAACUGCACUAGGGGUUGCUGAAGUAGGCCUACACCUUUUAAUGCUUAGGCCAGGAUAAUGGUCAGUAUGUUCAUGUUUCAGUUGCAAUCCACAGGUCCCACAACAAUGAUGUCAGAAGGAACCAGAAACAUCCUAGACGCCAUGAAUGCUCGGGGGAUCCGCAAAGUAGUUGGCUGCAUGUCAGGUACAGAGGAAUCUUGGACAGUCAGGGUCACAGCAUCUUUCCAACUUCCAAUAAAUGACCAUAAAGAAACCAUAUCCUUAUAUUGUCCCCCUCUCUGCUUCACAGCCUUCCUCCUAUGGGACCGGUCUAAAGUGCCACCCAGGCUCCUGCCGGUCACAGAGGACCAUGAUAGGAUGUACAUGAUGCUGAAGGAGUCAGGGCUGGACUUCGUGGCUGUCAUGCCCCCUCAUAUCGACGGUUAGUCAUCGCCCUUCCUCAAUUCCUGAAUCAGUAGAAAUGUAAUACUGUACUACCAUAGUCACAUACUGUAAGUGGUUUCAGUAAUGACAUGAUAGGCCUAUCAUCCUUCCUCAUACACUGCCCACUGGGUCUAUUUUAUUUUCUUUGUUUGUGUCUUUAUAAUAAAAAAUAUUUUUUAGUCAUUUAGCAGACGCUCUUAUCCAGAGCGACUUACAGGAGCAAUUAGGGUUAAGUGCCUUGCUCAAGGGCACAUCAACAGAUGUUUCACCUAGUCGGCUCGGGGAUUAGAACCAGCGACCUUUCGGUUACUGGCACAACGCUCUUAACCAUUAAGCUACCUGCCGCGUUCCACGUUGGUUCAAUGUAAUUUUAUUGAAAUUAUAUGGAGACAACGUUGAUUCAAAGUGUGUGCCCAGUGGGUAUGUACUGGAUGGAUUAGUGUUAUUCAACUGAUAUUAAAAUAAAUAAAGAGAGUUGCACACUCUCUAUAUAUAUAUAUAUAUAUAUAUAUAUAAACUCCCUGUGCCGAAACGUUGGUGUUUUACCCAAUAAAUUACUGGGAGUUUAUAUAUAGAGUGUGCGACUCUAUUUAUUUUAAUAGCUUACAGUUUAUUCGCCGUUGGUCAGCACCUCCACACAGAGUGAUUUUCUCUGGGUGUGCUCCAGCUCAUGCUUUUUAUUCAACUGAUAUUAAACAUUUUCUGAAUAUCUAAUAAUAUUAGGUGCCUUAUAUUGCACUGCUAAAUAUAAAUGCACUGCUAUUCCCAACAGAUACCUUACCUUUGACUGAGAAGUACACAGUGACAGAGAACAUGCUGAAAGGGCGUGUCAUUUCCAAAUAUGACCUGGGACACUUCUUCGUCAAGUGCUUGUCCAUCUCUGACUGGGACAGGAAGACAGUUGGGGUUUGUGGGGAGUACAGUUAACCCUAACAAGACAGAGCCCUCCUCUUUCCAUAAAGCAGUUAUGACAGCUGGCCUAUCAGACACAGCAACUUAGAUCUUAUUUCUACAAGCCAAUCUUUCUUGCUUGAAAGAAAUGGCAGCUUUGGCUUUUGCUAAUGUUUUGUAAUUAUUUUCACUAUCUUGACAAUGGAUAUUAUAAUGUAUGAAAAACGUAAUAUGUUAAUCAUCUUUGUAGUUGUGUGUGGGUCUCAUACUUUGUGCAGACUUUUUAAUUUGCUACAUAGCCAAUAUCGUUCAAAUAUCUAUUUUACUUUAUUUUUAUUUUAACCCAACAGCAAUUUAAUGUUGACUGAGUAUGUUUGAGUGCAAAGUGAGUCAUCAAUUAGGCCUAUGUUAUUGAUAGCCUAGGCCUACUUGUAUCCUGAUCUGUGCUGUGCCAACCAAUGUAGACUACAAAUGUACAGUAUCUCACAAAAGUGAGUACACCCCUCACAUUUUUUUUAAAUAUUUGAGUAU
Messenger RNA from Coregonus sp. 'balchen', 4001 nucleotides. Lineage: Eukaryota; Metazoa; Chordata; Actinopteri; Salmoniformes; Salmonidae. The record is from the annotation of a GenBank genome assembly.